Messenger RNA from Anguilla anguilla (European eel), 2314 nucleotides. RefSeq names its product eukaryotic translation initiation factor 5-like. The transcript has 11 exons. Gene Ontology annotation, molecular function: eukaryotic initiation factor eIF2 binding; translation initiation factor activity; GDP-dissociation inhibitor activity. The coding region runs from base 627 to 2033 and encodes 468 amino acids. Gene Ontology annotation, biological process: formation of cytoplasmic translation initiation complex; formation of translation preinitiation complex; translational initiation. Gene Ontology annotation, cellular component: cytosol. The record is from RefSeq and is a predicted model, not a curated record. NCBI's taxonomy places the organism in Eukaryota, Metazoa, Chordata, Actinopteri, Anguilliformes, Anguillidae.
GCUUGUCACGUGGGCAGUCGAUACAGCCAAUGGGUACGGUACGGGGCGGAAUCGGUAACUUAGCUAGGUCCACUCCGUACAGACAUCCAUGUUUGUAACGUUAGCUAGCACGUAUUCGUUACAGCUUUGUAUCACCUGAAUGAGUGCUUGACAGAUACAUAAUUUCCGAAGGAGUCUCGUGUUUCAGGGUGGCUGUAUCAGCUCACUGCUCUUCUCCACGUUGAAUUCUGUCAAUACAUUCGGUCCACAACCGUGUGCCGUCCAACUUCCCAGUAAAACUGCUUUUGGCUAACCCAGCUAGCAAACGAAAUAAAAUAGCAGUUACACACUAGCGUCUAGGGGCGACCAGCGGUGUGUUUAUGUCUUUGUUUCACGAACACGGUGAGUACCAGGACGACAGGAGCGACGGAUGGGAAAGAGCUGUUGUGCAGCUGUUGGAACCUGCGUGGGGGACACUUAGCCUACAAGCAAGUAGCGCACAGCCUCUGCGGCACAAUCUUUUUCAUGUCAGAGACCGAAUACGUCUGCAGUCGUUUAUGUCAUCGACUCUUCUCCACGCAGAAGAUAACAAAAAACUGCAAUCCAAGAUCUUUUUGUCUUACUGAUAAAGCCAACAGUGGGCCAAAAUGUCUGUCAACGUCAACCGCAGCGUGUCAGAUCAAUUCUAUCGCUACAAGAUGCCCCGUCUGAUCGCUAAGGUGGAAGGCAAAGGAAAUGGAAUCAAGACCGUUAUCGUCAACAUGGUUGAUGUUGCAAAGGCUCUGAAUAGGCCCCCUACUUAUCCCACCAAGUUCUUUGGAUGUGAGCUGGGUGCCCAGACUCAGUUUGAUUCCAAGAAUGACCGCUACAUUGUCAACGGGUCACACGAGGCAAACAAGCUGCAGGACAUGCUGGACGGAUUCAUCAGGAAAUUUGUGCUGUGUCCCGAAUGCGAUAAUCCAGAAACCGACCUGCAUAUCAACCCUAAGAAGCAAACCAUAGGCAAUUCGUGCAAGGCCUGCGGGUACCGUGGCAUGCUGGACACGCGGCACAAGCUGUGCACUUUCAUUCUUAAAAACCCUCCAGAGAAUGACAGCGGAUCAGUCAAGAAGGAGAAGGAGAAGAAAAACCGCAAGAAGGACAAGGAGAACGGCUCCAACGGCAGCGACGCAGGGAGCCACGGGGAAAUCGACGCGCCUGUCGCCGUGGUGAGUACCCCGCCGGCCCCUCGUCCAGCCGUGAGGUGCGAGGUUUUCCCCACACUCCACGCCUGGUUGGGAGGGGGCCAUCCCGCUGAAUCUCCGCCCCGUGUGUCGCAUCUCCAGGACCGGGACGACGAGGAUGAGGACUGGGCAGAGGAGACGACGGAGGAGGCCCAGAGGCGCAGGAUGGAGGAAAUCAGCGAGCAUGCUAAGAACCUGACCCUCAGUGAGGACUUGGAGAAGACCCUGGAGGAGAGGGUCAACUUGUUCUACAACUUUGUCAAGGAAAAAAAGGAGGAAGGGGCCAUCGACACGGCAGACAAAGAGAUCCUGUCUGAGGCCGAGCGUCUGGACGUGAAGGCCAUGGGCCCCCUGAUUCUGAGCGAGCUGCUGUUCGACGAGAACAUCCGGGACCAGAUCAAGAAGUACAAGCGCCACUUCCUGCGCUUUUGCCACAACAACAAGAAGGCACAGAAGUACCUGCUGGGCGGGUUUGAGUGCCUGGUGAAGCUGCACCAGGCCCAGCUCCUCCCUCGCGUGCCCAUCGUGCUGAAGGCCCUGUACGACGCUGACCUGCUGGAGGAGGACGUCAUCCUUGCCUGGGCUGAGAAGGUGUCCAAGAAGUAUGUUUCCAAGGAGCUUGCCAAAGAGAUACACGCCAAGGCUGCUCCCUUCGUCAAAUGGCUGAAAGAGGCGGAGGAGGAGAGUGAAGGCAGCGAGGAAGAGGGAGACGAGGAUGAAAAUGUUGAGGUGGUGUACUCCUCCUCUGCUCGUGAGCUGACCGUGGAGACUGUGAAACCAGAAAAGUCUGACAAUAAGGAUGAGGACGACAUUGACAUCGAUGCCAUUUGAGAGUCUUCAUUCUGGACUGGGUCUAUAAUUCAGCUUUCUGCACCAGCGAGCCCAUUUUCCCCUGCUGCUGUGACUUGUUUGAUUAACAUAUAGUGCUUAGCUGACUACAUCGUUAGAUUACCAUGAAUACUAUGCGCUGUCGUUCGAUUCAUAAGCAUCUGUCUAGGUAUAAUAUAUAAAGUCCUCUUGGCUGUGGAUUUAACUUUCCUAUCUGGCACAAGCUGCUCUUUAUUUUGUUUUGCUGUAUUUUUUGAAUCAUUAAAGUAUGUUUUUGCCAUUAA